CCAAUUGUCAAACAAACCAGCAAUCUUCACAUGACCUGCAUGAAUCAGAUUUACUUUCGUGCCAAAAAAAUUUAGCACAAACUCAUUUUGUUUUUUUUUUGAGAUAUAUCUUUUUUUCGGACGUUUGUAUAACAAUUUCUCAAAAAUAUCAUAUAAAGACAGAAAAAAUCAAAAAUUUUAUAAAAAAUGAAGCGAGUGCUGAUUGUUAGUAUGAAGGAAAGCAGCGGCUAUGUUACCCGAGUGCAGAGCAUGUUGUCUAGUCUGCAUGCUCAAAUCUCAUUGGCCAACGAGUUGGAGCCGAAGUCGCUGAGUACUCGGAUGGACUUAGUUCUGAAUUGUGACGUAGUGGUGAUUUUGGCCACGAUGAAACUACAAAGAAGCAUGAAAAUGAUGGAAAUGGCUGUGGCAGCGUACGAGAAGUAUAAGAUCAUGGUCGUGUUCCCAGUGGAGAUGGGCUACAGGCCAUUCGGAGUGCUGGGGGGCAUCGCGCAGACCAACGACGACUGCAGCGAGGCGCACCUGGACACUGUAACUCCUGAAGAGUUCAACAAGGCUGUUUGUACCCAUGUGAAAUCUCUCAUCAGAGUGGACUUGGGUUCCCUGGAUGCGAUGACUGCUCCUCCGAAGCCCAAUGGGAACAAAGUGGUCGUGCAUGCAGCUCCAGACACCGAAGUGACUGUGAAGAAACUAGAGGAGGCGUUCAAAAAACAAGGAGUGCCUGUGACUAAAAUCUCCUCAAUCAAACUCAACUCUGUCAAGGACUGCGCUGUGUACAUACCUGUAGUGUCGCAGCAGUUCUUCGCCUCCAAGUACAGCGAGAGGGAGAUGGAACAGAUCAGAGAACAGCACGACUGUCAUGUCAGGGCUGUCACCACUGGCACUAACAUGGCAAAUGCACCCCCGUGGGCCAG
Molecule: messenger RNA, 911 nt
Organism: Symsagittifera roscoffensis
Lineage: Eukaryota; Metazoa; Xenacoelomorpha; Acoela; Convolutidae
Source: RefSeq, a predicted model, not a curated record